AUGAAGAUGCUGUUGCCAUCUGACUUCCAGACCUUGCAAGUCACUGCUGAACAUUUGGAUGGGAGAUCAAUUCAUCUUGGAACAACCUGUUCGGGGACUGACAUCGGUGUCACUGCUGUGAAGAGCAUGCUGAAGAAGCUAAAUCGUACUUUUGGUGUGAAGAUUGGCCUCGUGCAUACUUUUAGCUGUGAACUCGAUCCAGACAAACGUCAAUACAUUCUGGACGCUUUCGAUGAAGUGCAACACGUUUUCGAUGACGUUCGAUCAUUCUCCAGUGGCUCAGCCUGGUGCUACGUGUGCGGCAAGACGCACAGCACAUCGAAUCUGCCUUUGGACCUCCUUCUGUGUGGGCCAUCAUGCAAAGAUGUGAGCACGGAAAAUCCGGGCCGGGCAUCCUAUGGAGGGUGCUACUCGGAUGGUGACAAGGAUGAAGAUGGCACUUCGGGACCUACUUACAAGCAUGGUUUUCGCGGAGUGGUCCAGAUCCUACAGCCUAUUGCCGCAAUUUACGAGAAUGUGCAAGGAGCUGCUCAGUGCACCAAGUCGAAAGACAAGAAGACGACGCACCCACCAGCUGUGGAGGUUGUGCAGGAGGAUAUGGAAAUGCUGGGAUAUGAGUUUGUCUGGACUGUUCUCGAUUCUCAAAAAUUUCUCCUACGGCAACGGAGGAAUAGAGUUUGGGGAUGUGCUCAACUGAAUGUCGGCAUUGACAAGGGCAUCUACGCUGAUACCUUUCAUCGGGUCCUAGCUAGCUUGCAAUCGGAUGUUCACUUCACCAUGGAAGCCAGCUUCAAGCAGGGAUUGCCAAGGGUUCCAGCGAGCACGGAACGGGAGAAAGAACUUCUGGAAAGGUCUUUGCGUCACUACCAAGCAUCUGGAAGCGACAAUGUAUUCUUCGAUGCUUCCACUUCCGUGUCCAGAAGUGAAUCACAGAUCGAGUGUGCGCUGGAUGUGGCGACGUGUGUGCGUCCAACACAUGGCAUUUAUUCUGUCAGACUUGGCCGGUAUCUACAUGCAGAGGAGCUGCUGGCUUGCCAAGGCAUUUGGCGAGUUGACAGUGAAAACAUGCAGGUUUGGGAUGCAAUGGUGAAGCGUGAGAAAUUUGCACAAAACAUGGCUGGCAACAGCUUCAGUGCAACAGUUUGCCAAGCGAAUUUCCUUACGUGCUUGAUUGCAUGUGAUGGUUGGCGAGAGCUGCAACCUGCCACUCCUGGGACUGCCGCUACUGGGAAUGCGAAAAGACAGAAAAUUGGUUGCCGCCAAGAUGUUGGGGAUACUGCUGGUACUCCUAGUGCUACAGCAGAGACUAGCAAGUCACAGCCUCUUUUGGAAAAAAAAGAAGAUGCCAAGAAGACGGCGUGCUUGUCAGGUUCGCAAACCAUCCCGACAAGGAGACUUCGACGGAAGACAACAUUGGCACAACAGUGGACUCUAGUUUGCAGCACUGCUCCAGCACUCAUGAAAAAGUACAAGGAAAUCCCCAAUAGCCUUCGAUCAUUCAUGCGCAUUCCCAAGCUGAAAUACCAGCCCAAGAUGACGACAGCUGUCGAACAGAUCCAUUUGCCGCUACCAUUACAAAUGGUGGUAGAGGACAUGGUGAUGGAGCGGAUCGGUUUGGGCGAAGAGGUGACUGUACAAUACGUCAAGUCAACUUUGGUGAUGUGCUGUGAAAUGUGGAACACUGUUGUCGAUUCCAUGAAGUUGUCACUGAGGGACAGGGCACUGGCAAUGAUUAGAGAACAAGAUGCAGAGCUCGCCGCAUUGAACCCACAGGAGCUAGAUCAGAAGCUGAAUGAAUUCAUGACACGUACGCAAAGACUGCUUGCACCCAUUCGCGUGUCAGAGAACGAUGCAACAUUGGUCUGGAGCACUGUGUUUAGACCUCAGCGUCGCACCUUGCAGAAGGUUGCUUGCUUGAAAGGUGUACAAGCAGACCCUGUUGCAAAGUCUCUCUACCUGAGACAGAUCAGGACGAUCACCACAUUGAGUUUCAUCGACGGAACGGUUGGUCGCGGAUAUAUCACCUUCCGUGAAGGUGGGAUCUCGCAAGCUACUCGGGACAAGGUGAACCAUAAGUUUGGUCAAUACCUUCACGUUGCACAAACGCAUCAUUUGGAUAUCCUGGUUCCAGCGAGGAUAUGUGACAUCGAGCAGGUCAAAGUCGCUUUGCAGAGGUGCAGAGGAAGCAUGACGAACCUCAUGGAUCUUGAUGAGCUUGUUGAGUUUGAUGGGGAAGAGACGCAGGCUGGUGAGAUAUCCUUCGUUUGGGCCAUUCAGGGCAAUGAUGCUGCAGAGCCUGAGUCCACACGGGUUUCACUUCCUUCUUGGGUGAGUACAAUUCUGGAACUUCGCAUCUGCAAGUUUGUUUCGGAGCAUGACAAAUGGCAGAUGGCAAUCAACAAAAGAGCUGCAUCAGGUCAUGAACUCACCAAAAAACAGAAAGAAAAGUACGAUAUUUGGCUGGCUAGCAAUGUGCAGAGACUGGUAUUCAACAAGAAGCGCCGAUGCUACGUCUCUGAGUCGCGCCAGAUCACCAAGGAUUGCAUUGUCUUGCAAUUAGAGUUGAGUGAGACCCCGGCAGAUUUGCUUUUGUCCUCUGGCUCUUCUGACAAGAAGUUUCAACUGGUCCUUCUCAAGCAUGAUGCGAUUGGUAGCACAUCGAAAUUGCCCGACGUCUUGGACCAGCCAGUGUCUGAGGAAAUUCUGCUGAUUGCGGCUGCAGAACAGACAAAGGAAGACGAACAAGAUCAACAAGAAGAUUUGGGCGAAGAUCAAGUACACGAGUUGGAAGAUGAAAAAUUUGCAGCUGAGUAUCCGAAUGCAGGACACGACGAUGAAUCACAUACUUUCAUGGUUCUGGCAGAUUCCGACGAUGAGGAUGAUGACAUUCCAGAAAUCCCAGGAACACAGACUACAAGGAUGAAAACCUUUCAUCUUCGAGACGCCUGGGUUCGUCUGGAGAAACUCAAUCUUACAGAAAUGCCUCGACACGUCAAAGGAUGUUUCAUCGGAUGCCACCAGACAUCAAGGCAAUGGCAAGGAUUUUAUCCGGGAUCAAAGAUCACCAUGUCCUGUGUUUGGGGAGGUAAAACCAAGCGUACGGAGGAAGAAGCAAUCUUGCGUGCAAUUCGAGGGGUCUUGGAGUCCCAUUUGCAUGCUCAGCCCAAAGACAAGCUUUGGGCAAAGCAAUUGGCAAAGUUGAAGGAGGCGGAGGCGACACAAUCGUUCUAG
This is a messenger RNA of Cladocopium goreaui, 3231 nucleotides long. The record is from the annotation of a GenBank genome assembly. NCBI's taxonomy places the organism in Eukaryota, Dinophyceae, Suessiales, Symbiodiniaceae.